AUGGCCGACAGCGGAACCGAGAGCUCACCCACACCCCCACAGCAGGUAGACGAGACCCCCUCGUCUCCCCCUACCUCCCCAUUAGCUCCCACGGCGGCUCCCGACGACGUCACCGUCGAGCCAACCGCCGAGGUCGUCGCUGCCCUAGCGCCGUCCGAGGGUGACCACAGCACGUCGCCAGUGGUCGAGGCCAAGCCGGCCACUCCUCCCAUCGAUUCACCAGCCGAUACAGCUGGUGACAAGGCCCCGACACCGCUGUCCAAACCCUCUUCCCCAGUAGCCCCAUCCCCAUCCCCACCUCCAGCUCCCGCAGCACCUGCGAAGCGUCGCCCCAAACCACCAGCCCGCGGCAUCCUUAAACCGCCGCCUCCGCCUGUCAAGCCGACCUUUGGCAACCGCCUGCGUGACAUUGUCGGUUCGGUCACUGGCGAGCCUCCAGGACCAUCUGGUUCUCAUCCUCAUGCUGGUGCGGCGGCCCAUGCAGCUGUCGGCGCCCUCAACGCCAUCUCUGGGCGCUUGGGUCUCGGUUUCAACCGCUUCGCGCCCAAGGACGAGGCGCCGCAGCCGCCGCCAAAGCCCUUACCACCUGUUCGACGUGCAGUGUCCGUCUCCGAGGAGCAGUUCCCUCCGCCACCUGCAGCCCCCGUGUCGGACCGCGCACGACAGAAGCAACCACUGAAGCGUGCGACCUUUGUCCUGCCCUCAAUCUCUAUUACUUACCCAAUCUCAUCGCUCGCUGAGCCAUGGAGCGCCAAAGUUCUCGAGGACAGGGAAAUGGUCGAGACCCGCCAACGCAUGCUCCUCUCGACUGCCAGUGGUGCAGAGUACUGGACGUCUAUUCGCCUCAUCAAGCUGUACGAGAGCGCAUGUCGCGGGCGGGAAGAGAAGCCACGUCUCGGCAUCGUUCGUGCUCUGCAAGCUCUCCCGCCAGCUCCCAAGCCGCGUCUUGUCCAUCUCGUCCUCCACGAAACCCCUGGCCAGAGCCAGCCGUACCCUCAGCCUUACCCUCUCGACCAUCCCCUGACACGAUAUGCGGCCGAAGCGCUGGCUGACUUGUUGGUGGUGGAGUGGGCACUGGCCGACCUCCGGCUCGAGAGGGGAACGGUAGAGACCGAAGAGGCUCUCAAGCCUAUCCUCCACGCUCUCCUCAUCAGCGGCACUCUGCCUAGCUUGAGUCUUGCUGGCAACCGCAAGAUAAAGGCCGCAGGGUGGCGUUUGGUUGCCGUGUUUCUGAAACGGGCGCGUUCUCUCAAGUUUAUCGACUUGUCAGAGACCAACUGGGACCGUAAAAGUGUCGACUAUCUCGUACAGGCGCUGAACUCGACCCAUGUUCAGGCGCUGCACGGCGAUUCAGGGCCGACUGGCAAGCAACGGUCGAACACACCCGACGAGCAGCAUCGCGCUGCCGAGGAGCGACCUUAUGGCGGCUUCCUCCCACCCGCGCUCCUUCUCAGAGACGACAUGGACAAGAUGCCGGCGGCAGUGGAGACUUUGCGACUGGACAACUGUGGCUUCAGGCCACAGACUCUGGAAACGCUCGCACAGGGCAUCCGGUCAUCAGAACUGAAACAUCUGUCGCUGAGAAACAAUCGCAUUGGAUCUCUCGCAGCCGUUGCUAUCGCCGUCAUGAUCCGUGACUAUCCCGACAACCUCUCAAUGACGUCCUUUAACACGACCGCGGGCUCUGACGUCUCGGCUGCCUAUACCCCUCGUUCGCGUCGUGGCACUCCUGAUCUCCAAUAUCCUCACGAUGACUCCAACCUCCCACCUAUCCCCCUCGUCACCUCGUCCUCGGCUGGUGGUGUCACUUCGCGCGUGCUCCCCGAGGGCUACAAGCCGCCACCUCCGCCCAAGCAUCCGUUGGUAAUGCCCGGCGGUGGCUACAGUGCCAUGCAGGACAGCGCAGGUUUCGCUCUGACAUCCGCCCAAGUAGAAGGCAAGAUGACUGCGUCUGAGCACGGCGGCGCAAGCCUUGCCUUGCAGCGCAACGUCCGUGCCUUGGAUGGCAUUGAGCGUAUCGGCCAUCUGGUCACCCUUGACCUCAAGAGCAACGAGAUUGGCAAGGGUGUCACCUACAUUGCUCAAGUACUCAAGCGUAACCGUACCCUCAAGGUGCUCAACCUUAGUGACAACAAGCUUGAGCCUGCCGGUCUCGUUUCCCUCGCCGAGGCGCUCAAGUACAACCCGACGCUUGAGACGCUCGACAUUAGCUCCAACCAAUGCUGUGGCCCGAGUCUGGAAGGAAUUGCGGCUCUCCGCACCUCCUUUACAGUCAACAGCAGCCUCAAGAGGCUCUUCCUCGUCGACACGGGUCUCACCACUGAGGGUGCUAUCGACCUGGCCGAGUUUAUUCCGGAGAACAGGGCCCUCUUGCACCUUGACGUCACAAACAACCCCGGCGUCGGAACUGCAGGUAUUCUCGCCAUGGCUUCUGGGCUCAAAGCCAACCAGUUCAUCCGCUGCCUGGACGUCUCCGUCCCACCCAACGACCCCAACCUCGCCGAACUGUCGCAAUCGAUCCUCCAAUCAUGUAUCCGCAACACUGAGCUCGCGGCCGCGUCAGUCAAGGAUGGCAAACCCGCUCGUGCGGCUCAAGACGCGAUCUGGCGGCCGAUCAAGAAGUCGGCGCUAGUCCGCCAGGUCAAGGCGGCUGACGAGGCCCGUGCCCAAAAGGAGCGCGAGCAGGUCGUCCACUCCAUCGAGGGCGUCGCUCGCGACUAUGUCUAUCGUCUCAAGCCCGAUGCCGUCGCCCAGGCUGCCGAGGAAACGUCCAAGGGCCUGGAGUCGUGGUAUACGGCCACGCAGGCUGCCCGUGCCCGCCCGACGGCCAUGUGGGAGCACACCCAAAUGCCUAGGGAAGAGUUCCAUCCGCUUAUUGAGCGUGCCAAGGCCCUUACUGAGCGUAUCGCCGAGGACGUGACCACGACGGCCGAUCCCGAAGAGCUGGAGCGCCUGUUAGAGCUCAACGACAUGCUCAUGACGCACAUCCAGCACGGCAAGGGAUUCAUGCCCCCACCUCGCAUCCUCCUCCCAUCGCAAAUCGCGUUUGCAUCGCCUGCCGCCCCACCCGUGGUCACCCAGGCCGCUGCUGGUCUUAACCCUCGUGGCCGUCGUCACAUGCGUAGCCAGAGUCUCGAGAUUUCGUCGCCCAACUUUAGCAUUGGUGAUUCAGACGCUGAGAGCGAUGCCGAGGAGCUGGACGCUACGACGCUUGCUCCCUCGAGCAACCAGCGCAAGGGUUCUGCCAACGAUACGGGCAAGGCUAGCAAGGGCAAGAGCGAGCACGAGGACAUUCCCGAGGAACACGAGCACGACGAGGUCGAUGGCGAGCCAGCUAAAGUACCCGACGCGGCCGAAGCUGCCGCCGAGCAACUUGUGGACCACGAACUUGCGCAAGGUCUCGCCUCCCCUGUCGAGCGUGUGUCACGCGCUUGGGUGUCGGAGGAAGCUGAGAUUUUCCGCAAGGGUACCCGCCUCGGUGUGGCCCAGGACUCGGACUCUGACAGCGAUGGCGACGCAGAUGGAGACACCGUCAGUGUUCGUUCUGGUGCCAGUGGACACAGCCGGAGUAGCAGGAGCAAGGAGGACCUCACCGGGGAGCAGCUCCGGCAGGAGAUUAUGGAGACGGACGUUCCCCGUUCCCCGCCUAGGCAGGUUGUGGAGCUUAGUGACGAGGAGGUGGAUGGAGAGAGGAAUGAGCGCGGGGAGUAG
Molecule: messenger RNA, 3711 nt
Organism: Apiotrichum porosum
Lineage: Eukaryota; Fungi; Basidiomycota; Tremellomycetes; Trichosporonales; Trichosporonaceae
Exons: 4
Coding region: 1-3711 (1236 amino acids)
Molecular function (GO): protein binding
Source: RefSeq, a predicted model, not a curated record